AUGGCGGUUCCAACGGCGGUGAUGUUAACGGCGUCGAUGGUUUCGUUGUACGUCGGGGAUUUGCAUCCCGUUAUCACUGACGGGACACUCUUCAAUGCUUUCAAUUCGUUCAAAGGAAUAUCCUCUGUCCGUGUUUGUGGAGAUUCAUCCACAGGAAGGUCUCUUUGUUAUGGCUAUGUUAACUUCAGUUCUCUCGAGGAUGCACAUUAUGCAAUGGAGAAGAUGAAUCACAGUUCGAUUCAUGGGAAAAUGAUUAGGGUGGCAUGGUCACUUCGAGAUCCUGAUGCAAGAAAGAGUGGAGUUGGAAACGUGUUUGUCAAGAAUCUAAGUGAAUCAAUCGAUAGUGUGGGGUUGCAAGAGUUGUUUCAGAGGUUUGGGAAUGUAAUAUCCUGCAAAGCUGCAACAUUUGAGGAUGGGAAAAGCAAAUGUUAUAGAUUUGUUCAAUUUGAAUCUGAAGAAUCUGCAACUGCUGCUAUUGAGAAGCUUGAUAACAACAUGAUUGGUGAUAAACAAGUAUUUGUUGGGAAAUUUAUGAAAACGUGUGACAGGAUUUUGCCAAGUCCUGAUGUAAAUAUACAAAUCUCCUUCUCAAAUCUGAUCGAGACACCGGACUUUACAAUAGCCCCAAAUCUGGAAAUUUUGAUAUUGGAAGGUUGUACAAGAAUAGUAGAUGUCCAUCCAUCAGUCGGAGUUCUUACGAGGCUUAAACUUCUGAAUUUAAGAAGCUGCACAAGUCUUAGGAAUCUUCCAACCAAAAUUGGAAUAGAAUCUCUUGAAACAUUAAUCCUAAAAGAUUGUAGAAACCUUAUUAGUCUCCCAAGCAGCAUUGGUGGGUGUAAAUGUCUAAAAACUCUUGAUCUUUCUGGCUUCUAUAAAGUUGAAAAUUUGCCAGAGAAUUUGCAGCAAGUAGAGUUGUUGGAAGAGCUCGACUUAAGUGAAACAGCCAUAGCAAAACUACCAUCCUUCAUUUUUCAACUUAAAAAUCUUAAAGUUUUGUCUUUGAAUAGGCUCAAGGGACCAUCAUCUAAUAUAGGACCAAAUCUAACUUCUCUUUUCCAGGUAUCAUCUAAUAUAGAGUCUGUGCCUCUGAUGUUACAUUCAUUGUCAGGUUUGAGAUCAUUAAGAGAGCUGAAACUAAGGAACUGCAAUUUACAUGAAGGAGAUAUUCCUAGUGAUAUUUCUUGUUUAUCCUCUCUGGAAAAACUUGAGCUUGGCGGCAACAGUUUCAUCAGCAUACCUGUGCUUGGUACUGGACUUUCCAGGCUUCAAUAUCUUGGAUUGUCAAAUUGCAGGGAGCUUAAAUCGUUUCCUAAACCUGGUGCUUCUCGAGAACUAUUUGCAACUCCAUCAAAGGUUUGCAACGCAGUGGAUUGGACACAGUUUUCUGGCCUUCACUGCUACAGAUUGGUUGAGAAUAUCAAUGCAUUAACAUUGCUGAAAUUCCAUCUUAAGCGAGUUGCAUAUUUAAAAAAAUUUUUGAUGCUGUUAUACCUGGAGGUGAAAUAUCAAAAUGGUUCAGCCAUAAAACAGUUGACUCUUCAAUCAAGAUACCACUGCCUAACAAUAUUCAGAAUGAUGGUCAAUGGAUCGGAGUUGCUUUCUGCUGUAUUUUUGUCAACGAUGACGCUUCAAGGAAUGAGGAACUCACAUGUGAAGUUGUUAUCCAUCAUAAGAAUUCCAGAAAAGAUGGUUUCACUACAUGGCCGAAUGUACUCAAACAAUGGGGACCAUGCAUGGCUUCACUACAAAAAUAAUAUGAUCGCUCAAACAAUGCAAGUCUAG
This is a messenger RNA of Hibiscus syriacus, 1782 nucleotides long. RefSeq names its product disease resistance protein RPV1-like. NCBI's taxonomy places the organism in Eukaryota, Viridiplantae, Streptophyta, Magnoliopsida, Malvales, Malvaceae. The transcript is spliced from 6 exons. Gene Ontology annotation, molecular function: protein binding; RNA binding. The record is from RefSeq and is a predicted model, not a curated record. Bases 1 to 1782 code for a protein of 593 amino acids.